Molecule: messenger RNA, 549 nt
Organism: Humulus lupulus (European hop)
Lineage: Eukaryota; Viridiplantae; Streptophyta; Magnoliopsida; Rosales; Cannabaceae
Exons: 2
Coding region: 1-549 (182 amino acids)
Source: RefSeq, a predicted model, not a curated record
AUGAUGUUCAUCAGUGGGCGAAGCAAGGAUGAAUACCUCACUGGUACUGCUACAGAACCUGAUCCAACCAGUGCUGAAUCCAUAGUUUGGAGGGCAGAAAAUAACCUAGUCAUGUCUUGGUUGAUUAGUUCCAUGACAACCGAAAUAGGAGAAAAUUUCUUGUACACCACCGCCAAAGAAAUUUGGGAGGCAGUGCAUGAAACUUUUUCAAGCAGUGACAACACGGCUGAACUCUUCUAUGUGGAGAGUACUCUCCAAGACCUUCAUCAAGUAAGAGGAAGAAUUCUUGGAACGAAGGUGCUGCCAAGUCUACGUGAAGCCUUCUCCGAAGUUCGUAGGGAAGAAAGCCACAAACGUGUCAUGUUGGGGCAGUCCAAUCCUGUGGUUCCAAAAACUCCAGCACUUGCAGCAGUCCAAAACACUCAGCAUGACUCCAGUGCCCUUGCUGCCCGUAACUCUCGUCAUGACAAUGACAAUCGAACAAGGAAGGGACGUCCUUGGUGCGAUCAUUGUCGAAAACCUGGGCAUCUCAAAGAAACUUGCUGGUAG